Messenger RNA from Hypomesus transpacificus, 6023 nucleotides. RefSeq names its product mitotic deacetylase associated SANT domain protein b (gene mideasb). Gene Ontology annotation, cellular component: histone deacetylase complex; transcription regulator complex. The transcript has 13 exons. The coding region runs from base 954 to 4334 and encodes 1126 amino acids. Gene Ontology annotation, biological process: negative regulation of DNA-templated transcription; regulation of transcription by RNA polymerase II. The record is from RefSeq and is a predicted model, not a curated record. NCBI's taxonomy places the organism in Eukaryota, Metazoa, Chordata, Actinopteri, Osmeriformes, Osmeridae. Gene Ontology annotation, molecular function: transcription corepressor activity.
GCAGUUAGAGAAGUCGAGACGCCUAUGUUGUUUUAAUCGUUUAACGAAGCUAAAGGUUACAUUCAAGAGGCCCCUGUCAAUGCUUUAAGCCUUUCACCGUCAACCGUGUGUGUACCACUGGCGGAAUUUCCCGCAUGGACCGUGAGUUUGCCCCGUAAAUUACAGCGCCCCACAUGUAAGAGGAAAGCCUUAUAUGGUCAGGGAAGUAGGUGUGGCGAACGAACCAGAGAGGAUCACAAGACGAGCUGAAAGAGAAUGUGUUGUUCGAUUCAGAAAGGGAAAAAGGCCGCAUAGCCAAUGUGUGCAUCUAUACUUGCGCAAUCGUAGUGCAAUAAUGUGCAACCUAUGAGUGCAACGCUUGUACUGUUGCGUCUAGAUUUGUGCAGGAUAGUUCUUCGUUUGCGAUUGGAUAGCAGCUCAUUUCUACAGCUCCAGCCGACCCCUUGACUUGGAAAAAAUAAUGGUGAGGUCAGCGUAGAAUGAGUCAACCUAGGAAAUGUAUGCAGUCAUCACCACUCUAUUGCACAGUGGGUGCGUGGACACAGGAACCGUUUCUCAGGUAACGAUCGCGGGAGCAACGCAGGAACACUACUGGAAUGGGUGUCGCCCAUGAGUGAGCAGCACAUACAGACACCCACACAGCUGACACCAGGUCAGCACGGGCCAGCUCCUGAGUAGGUCAGAAAGCGAGAAGGAGGACAGGAAGGAAGGACGUCCCAGCGUUUGACCUCCUGGUCCCCAGCCAGGGCCCCUUGGUUUGGAGAGACGGUUGACGGCGUUCUCUACCCCGCAAGUAGAACGUUGCACGCGGCGGGAUACUUUGGAUAAGUGCUAGGGAGGCUAGUUUGGCUGAGGGGUUUGGUGCUAACCUAGUACCGCCUCGGCUGUAGCGACCCUCGCGCCCCCCACCCCCCCCCCCCUUCCCGCCUCGACCACCAGCCCCAGGGUCCUUCAUGCGCGUCAUGAGUUUACCGCCCCAGCCAAAAGCAAACCCCAAGAGAACAGGCAAGCGCAUCUCUUUCUUCAACGAGCAAGGAGCAGCCAUGAAGGAGACAUCGUCCCAGCAUCCGGAAGGUUCCUACUAUGCCCUGGCCGCCCCGGCCUCCGAGGCAGCGCCCAGCGAGGCUGCCAGCACCGUGUCCUCCAACCCUGAGGCUCCGCACAUGUACCUAAACUCUGUGAUCUUCAGCCCAGAGAAAGGGGACCAGAAUCGGGGACACUACCAGCAGACGCUGCCCAUGAAGUGGGCCAAUCAGGAGCCCUCGCCGCAGAGCCAACAGCAGCAACAAAGGGCUGGCAACUGGACCCAGGGGGUCACCAUGGCCAACUGGGGCCAGAACUUUGCUCCCUACCUCGGAGGGGUCAGUGUGGGCGACGUCAGGACCCAGGCGUCCUUUGCCAAGCAGGGCCGUGAGGGGCCGGCCCUUCAGUCACAGCCCCAACCUCCCACCAGGGCUCCAGAGAAGCAGCAGCUGGUGGCCAACCCGACUGGUGAGGCCUACAGGGAGGUAACCAAGGCCCACGGGCUGGACUGGGACCCGCAGAACCAGCCCCAACACCAGGCUCCUCAGCAGCCCCAGGCCCAAGUCCAGGCCUACCAGCAGCCCCUCAAACCAGGGGCGCUGAACGCCCCCCAGCAUAGCGUGCAGAGCCCCGGAGGAACCUCGGUCCUCCAGCCCUUCCAGUUAGCCUUCGGUCAGCCCAAGCAGAACCUCACAGGGUACUACCAGGGCUUCCAGGGCAGCAGAGCUCUGCCCAACCUGAACUAUGGCGCCCAGGCCAAGCCCCAGGCCCAGCCUCAGCCCCAGCCUCAGUCCCAGCCUCAGCCCCAGCCCCAGCAUAUGCAGAAGAAAGAGCAGGAGCAGAUCCAGCGGCAGCAGAUCCUCCAGCAGCAGAUCCAGCAGCAUCACAUCCAGCAGCAGCAGAUGCUGCAGCACCAACAGCACGUGCAGCAGCAGCAGCAGCAACAACAACAACAGCAAAUCCAACAGCGACAACAACAGCUACAGCAGCAACAGCAAAAGCAACAACAGCAGCAGCAGCAACAGCAAAUCCAACAGCAACUAGCACUGUGUGGGAUGUACUAUAGCAGCCAAAGCUCUCACCCCCACGCCCAACCUCUUCCCCAGCCCCAGCCUCCUGUCGUUGUGCACUCCCAGGAGCCUCCAGCCCUGCCCACGGUCCAGGAGCCGGCCCCUCCAGCCCUCCCCUCGGACUCCCAGCCGGCCUCAGACGCCCAGCCUCACCAGCCCCAGGCUCAGCCUCGCAGGUCCAGAAGGCUGUCCAAGGAAGGGGGGGCUCCGUCUGGGGAGAACCCCUUCCUCCUCCCGUCUGAGCAGCCGGAGCUCGGCGCCCAGAACGGGGGGGUCCCCGAGGCGGUGCAAGGGCCCCCCAGGACGGAGGAGGUCCAGGCCGCUCCGACGGGGGUCAUCCAGAGCACACGCAGGAAGCGGAGGGUCUCACAGGAGGUCAACCUGGAGACCCUGGCCCAGAAGGCCUCUGAGAUGGAAUCCUUGCCCUCCCACGGGCUCAAGGACCCCCACCGACCGUGGAGCCCCUCCAGAGCUGGUUCAGGCCCAGACCGGGUCCUGGGUCACGGGGACGGUCUGAGCGGCAAGCGUCCUCGUGACGACAGCCUGCUGCCUCUGGUCAUCCCCGUGUCGGUGCCGGUACGGAGGCAGGAGCCGUCCUCCCCGGACCGGGAGCGCGCCGCGCUGGCCUCCAGCUGGCCCCUCCGUCACGGGUUCCUGGACUCGGGGCUUUCGGACCACAAACCGUCCGUCAUCGUCACGCGGCGCCGCUCGCUCAGGAACUCCCUGUCGGAGAGCUCAGGACAGAACGGUGGGAUGGAGGGAGACAAGGACGACGACGGCAAAUCGGCCAAAUCCAAACGGCGGCCCCGCCCCGAGCCCCUGUUCAUCCCGCCCCCGAAGCCCGGCACCUUCAUCGCCCCGCCCAUCUACUCCAGCAUCACGCCCUACCAGAGCCACCUGCGCUCCCCCGUCCGCCUGGUGGACAACCCCCUGGCCAUGCCGCCCUACACCCCCCCGCCCAUCCUCAGCCCCGUCCGCGAGGGCUCCGGCCUCUAUUUCUCCACCUUCCUCUCGUCCGCCGCCAGCGCCCAGGGUCUGCCUCCGCCCGCCACGCCCAAGUCGGCCUCGCGCAGCCUGCUGCGCUCCAACAGCUGUGACAUCACUCCUCCAGUCCUGUCUGCUAUUGGCGAGGCCACUCCAGUCAGCAUCGAGCCGCGUAUCAACAUCGGAGUGCGCUACCAGGCGGAGGUGCCGGAGCUGCGGCAGGGGCAGGCGGCCCAGCACGACCCCCACCUGGCAGAGCUGCUGUGGGUCCCGCUGGGAGAGGCCCUGGCCAGGCCCACCUUCCAGGAGAAAGUGGAUGACCUCAUGCAUCUAGCCUGCUCUAGUGCCCUGUGUGGAGGGGGAACCAAUCAGGAGCUGGCACUGCACUGCCUGUACGAGUGCAAGGGUGACAUCAUGGGAGCGCUGGCUUUACUGCUGCUGAAGAACCCUAUCUUCCCCAAGGCUCACCGCCUAGCUGGUUAUCACUACUCUGGGUCAGACAGCUGGACUGCUGCAGAGAGGCGCUGCUUUAACAAAGGCAUCGCGGCCUACAAGAAGGACUUCUUCAUGGUGCAGAAGCUGGUGAGCACCAAGACAGUGGCCCAGUGUGUGGAAUUCUACUACACCUACAAGAAGCAUGUGAAGAUGGGCCGUAACGGAGCGCUGCUGUACGGAGAAGCAGAACCUCCGGAGACCAGGACCACCGACGAGGAGCUGGACCACAAGAGCUCUCACAGACUGGACUCUCGGAAGGAGGAAGAGGACAACAGGAAGUGGGAGGGGUCAGCUGGCAGGAAGCCAGGCGGCAGCAGCCCAGGGAGAAUAACACAGGCCUUACAGGCCAGUGACAACGCCGGGGCAGUGCUGGUGCUGAAGGGCCAGGAGGACGUGAGGAGGGAUCAGCCUUCGUCUCGUGGCGGCCAUCCUCAUCCUCCUCCCUCUAAACCGCGGGCCGCUGCUGCAGCCAAGCCCCCGCCCAACCCCACGGGCCAGGAGGGGGAGUUCCCUUGCAAGAAGUGUGGCAGAGUGUUCUUCAAGGUGAAGAGCCGCAGCGCCCACAUGAAGAGCCACGCGGAGCAGGAGAAGAAGGCGGCCGCGCUGCGCCAGAAGGAGGCCGAGGAGCGGGCGGCGGCCGAGGCGGCGGCCCUGCUGGCCGCGCGGCACAACGGCGCGCUUCCGGGGGCCGCGGGCGGCGACAGCACCAACGACGACUCGACCGAGGACGACGAGGACAGGAACGACGUGGACUGGCACUGAGAACACGGGGGGGGGGUGGGGGGGGGGGGGGGUGGGUGGAGAGGGAGGCUGUGUAGCUGCUCACCUGGCCCUAGCUGCACACCCGGGACUCAGCUGUUCAGUAGAGGGCGGGAGAGAACGUUCUAGAUCGUGCUUAAGGUCUGUCUGGGAAUCCUCUCUCCAGACACAUAUCAUUCAACAACAGGCAGUGGCGUUGGGAGGGGGUGGGGGGCUAGCACCCUCCCCUGGCACUCCCGCAGACCUGUCGCCUCGCGGUGUCCUUGAUUGGCAUGGACAGCCACGUCUAGGAUAGCAGUGCUAUCUAUACGAGUUGGCCUGCAUUGACCUUUACUGGUGCCAGGAUAAACUCAGUCAGCAUGGCCGCUGGUUCAUUUCUGUCCGCACCUACAAAUCCUCCACAGUGACCCCCCCAGCCCUCGUCCCGUCGGCCCCGCUGCCCACUGCCUUGCACCUGCUGCAGCUAGGCUGUGUAGCUGCUCACCUGGCUCUAGCUUCACACCCGGAACUCAGCUGUUCAGUAGAGGGCGGAAGAGAACGUUCUAGUUCACGCUUAAGGUCUUUCUGGGAAUCCUCUCUCCAGACACGUAUCACUCAUCAACAGGCGAUGGCGUUGGGAGUUGAUCCUGCAUGGAGGUCCUGGACAUUACGGAAGGAUAGCUAGCUAGCGUCUUUAGUCAUCAGGGAUGUUGUCACUUUCGCGCGAGAGACUUUGGGCGAACAAAGGCACGCGGAGCAGGAGAAGAAGGCGGAUACCUUCCCGUUCCAAUACCACAGAAGGCGAAGAAACAUCCAUGGAGUUGGUCAUUGGCCAAUAUCGAAUGAAAUAUAAUUUUUUAUUUACUCGGAAAAAACGCAAAAAGUUGACACCUGUGUUUGCCAGGUGCAACUCUGGUCUCCCUGACACUCAGGUUCACAGAGACUUCCUGGUACACCACCGGUAUCCAGGAAGUCAACAGCGAGGCUCUUCCUCGACAACGCAGUGGACUGAACCUGAGUCUGUUUGUAAAACUGCUUCACAUUUUCUGUGAAACAGGACGUCCCCUGCACGCAUUCAGGGACCGGUUUACUCCCGUGUAUGUGUGAGAGGAGUGUUGUAUGUGUGUGUUUCUAGUAUGUUCACCUAAGUUGCUUGUGAAGCUAUCAGGGGAUAUGUCUGCCUCACAGACACAGGGCUAUGUGCGACAACAGCCAUGACACUGCUCUGACACAAGGACCUCCUCCACACACACGGGCUCCUCCUACUUCUCCUGCCUGCCCCAACCUGGCCCCUCCCACACAGACUGGCCCCUCCCACUUCAGCGUGAGCUCCUCCCCCUCGGCCCUUUCAGCCGCUCAGCUCGUCAGGUCGUGUUAGACUGUCUGGGAUUCCUCCGGUGAGACACAGUGCAUCCAGCCACAGCCAUUCACACACAUGAACAAACUGUCCUAUAGUCUACUGCUGACGCUACUGUCUUGGUUUUCUAGGGACCUGUAGAGAAACCCACAGAGAGCCCACUAUGUGUGCGUGCGUGUGAACACUUUUCUUUGCCUGUUGUCCCUUUAUCAUUCAAUUCUACCAGACGCUUGGUCAGUGACACGUCUACCAAACAGGAAGUUCUGUACUUUGGGUUCGAUCCUCUGAAAUCCCUGCUCCCCCUCUCUGGCCCUCUGGCUGUCUGGCUCUCUGGCUCUCCGGCUCUUUGGCCCUCU